CAUCACCCAGCCUCGGCGCAUUAGCGCCAUCUCCGUGUCCCAGCGCGUGGCUCAGGAGCUGGGCCCCAACAUGAGGAAAAACGUGGGCUACCAGGGCAUCCAGAAGCAAAACCCCGGGCUCCGGCUGGUGCUGAUGAGCGCCACGGGGGACAACCAGCGGUUCUCACAGUACUUUGGGGACUGCCCGGUGGUCAAGGUGCCAGGCUUCAUGUAUCCUGUCAAAGAGUAUUACCUGGAGGAAAUCAUGGCCAUGCUGCGGCGCCACAGGCACCGGCACUAUGAGGUCAAGCAGUUGGAUGAGGAGUGUGCCCUUGACCUCGAGCUGAUCACUGACCUCAUUCUUCAGAUCGAUGCCCACGGAGAGCCAGGCGGGAUUCUGUGUUUCCUCCCUGGCUGGCAGGAGAUCAAAGGAGUGCAGCAGCGUCUCCUGGAGACUCUUGGUCCUCACAGCAACCGCUACCUUGUCUUACCAGUUCAUUCCAACAUCCCAAUGAUGGACCAGCAGAGCAUGUUCCCACGUCCUCCUCCCGGCAUACGGAAGAUCGUCCUGGCCACCAACAUUGCCAAAACCUCCAUCACAAUCAACAACAUUGUGCAUGUUGUGGACAGCGGGACCCACAAGGAGGAGCGCUACGAUCUCAAGACCAAGGUCUCGUGCCUUGAGACUGUUUGGGUAUCCAAGUCUAACGUCAUCCAGAGACGAGGGGGCGCCGGCCGCUGCCAGUCUGGCUUUGCCUACCACCUCUUCCCUCGCAGCCGCCUGGAAAGGAUGCCCACCUUCCAAGUGCCUGAGAUCCUCCGCACCCCCCUUGAGAACCUGGUGGUUCAAGCUAAGAUACACAUGCCGGAGAAGACAGCCGUUGAGUUCCUCUCCAAAGCCAUGGAUAGUCCUGACAUCAAAGCUGUGGAUGAAGCAGUCAUCCUUUUGCAGGAGAUUGGUGUGCUGGACCACAGGGAGGCCUUGACCACUCUGGGCAAGCGCCUGGCUCAGAUCUCCACGGACCCACGACUGGCCAAGGCAAUAGUGCUGGCUUCCAUCUACCGCUGCAUCCAUCCCCUCUUGGUCAUCGUCUCCUGCCUCACAAGGGACCCGUUCAGCAGCAGUCUGCAGAACCGCACGGAGGUGGACAAGGCCAAGGCUAUCCUGAGCCGGGAGAGCGGCAGCGACCACCUGGCGUUCGUGCGGGCGGUGGCAGGCUGGGAGGACGUGCUGUGGCGCAGGGACAGCCGAGCUCGCGACAACUACCUGCAGGAUUACCUCCUUUAUGCACCCAGCCUGCGUUUCGUCAACGGCCUGGUGAAGCAAUUCUCAGAAAACCUCUACGAGGCCUACCUGGUGCCAACCCCCUCGGACUGCCUCUUGCCAUCAUCCGUCUGCAACCAGUACAGUGAAGAAGAAGAGCUGGUGAAGGGUGUUCUUAUGGCUGGGCUCUACCCCAACCUCAUCCAGGUCAGGCAAGGCAAAGUGAACAGGCAGGGCAAGUUCAAGCCCAACAGCUACACGUACCGGACCAAGGCUGGGACUGUCCUCCUGCACAAGUCAACCAUCAACAGGGAGGCCUCAAAGCUCUACACCCGCUGGCUGACGUACUUCAUGGCGGUCAAGUCCAACGGCGGCGUCUUUGUGCGCGACUCCUCUCAGGUGCACCCCCUGGCCGUGCUGCUCAUGACGGAUACAGACAUCCACGUGCGGGAUGAUGGCUGGCGAGCAACCGUAUCCCUCGUUGACAGUGACCUGCUGGUACUGGAAGGGGACUCCUACACCAUCCGGCUCCUGCGUGACUUCCGUGUGGCCCUCUCCAGGAUGGUGGAGAUGUGCCUUUGCUACGAGAUGGCAGCCAUUCCUGGAGAUCUUCACCACCAGCACAGCCAGCUGCUGGACAUCCUAGUGGACCUACUCAAAGGGCCUCCAGGCAGCUUUGGAGCUUAGAUCUGGCAGCAGCCCAAGAAUCUGG
This is a messenger RNA of Rhineura floridana, 1955 nucleotides long. RefSeq names its product ATP-dependent RNA helicase DHX30-like. Gene Ontology annotation, cellular component: intracellular anatomical structure; cytoplasm; nucleus. Gene Ontology annotation, molecular function: G-quadruplex RNA binding; DNA helicase activity. Bases 71 to 1930 code for a protein of 619 amino acids. The record is from RefSeq and is a predicted model, not a curated record. NCBI's taxonomy places the organism in Eukaryota, Metazoa, Chordata, Lepidosauria, Squamata, Rhineuridae. The transcript is spliced from 2 exons.